CAAUCAACCCUUGAACACUUCGCUGAUACUUAUCGAACUCAACGCCAAAUCAAUUACCUCGCGACAUCUAGAUGUCAUGAAGUAUUACUAUUUCGUUCAAACUGCCAUUAAGUGGAGGUCGAAAGAACCGAAUUUGCAGCACACAAUUUAUUGCCCAGGAGGAGAAUAUAAUUCUGGAAUUUUCGUGGCGGUAUCUUCUUUUUCAGUUUAUCAUGUGAUAACUUUUGCCCGCGAGGGCAUCGAGAAACUUUUAUACAGGGCUAUGACAGAAACUAAAAUCAUUAAAUGGACCGCAGAUGUUAGGUUCCCGGCAAUCAUUAAAUCUCGUAUUAUUUCCGCUGUUGAGUCUAUCACUGAGACUUUAAAUCACACAAAGGGGACAGAAAUAGAGGUGCAUGAAGGAUAUAAUUUGGACAGAAUUAAACCAUCUCACGUGCCUCUAAUCCAUUCUUUGUGGGAUGGUCGAGAUCCGAAACGUCCAUACUAUUAUCAAGAGAAAAUAACGAACUCCUCUCCUGGGCUUUAUAAGAAGAAUAUGGUGAAAUCUGUGUGGUUCAUACGAUCGAAAAAUGCAGAAGAAUAG
Messenger RNA from Belonocnema kinseyi, 583 nucleotides. RefSeq lists its product as uncharacterized. Lineage: Eukaryota; Metazoa; Arthropoda; Insecta; Hymenoptera; Cynipidae. The coding region runs from base 77 to 583 and encodes 168 amino acids. The transcript is spliced from 4 exons. The record is from RefSeq and is a predicted model, not a curated record.